Exophiala bonariae is the source of this 2214-nucleotide messenger RNA. RefSeq lists its product as uncharacterized. The coding region runs from base 1 to 2214 and encodes 737 amino acids. Lineage: Eukaryota; Fungi; Ascomycota; Eurotiomycetes; Chaetothyriales; Herpotrichiellaceae. The transcript has a single exon. Gene Ontology annotation, cellular component: cytoplasm. The record is from RefSeq and is a predicted model, not a curated record.
AUGGCUGAAGAUCCCCAGCCACUUACUCUUCAACAGCGUAUUGCCGCUCUCAAUGCUGCUCACAUUGGCCGGGUUCCAGGAGAUCCUCCCCGACCCUCGUCUCACCCAACUCCGCCCUCGAUCCCUACGAGACGUCCAAUUGUUGUUAAGCAAAACACGAUCAACAACCCUCCAGAAAACCUCAAUGGUUCAGUCACAGACUCGAGAAUUGGCAACAAGCCUGCUCCUCCCCCUCAGCCGCCUGUUCGAAAACAGCCACCACCCCUUCCAACAAGAAACAGCUCGCUGGACGAGGAGAGGAGGGGCUCGGUAGCGUCCACCGCGUCCAGUGGCACAACCAACACGACUGAAACCUCAUCUGCGCGUGUGACCGCUACACGAACGAAAUCAACAGAUUCUGCUAGUCGAAUUAAAGCACCCGCUUGGGGUGAAUGUGAAUUGCCCGCCCUCCCUCCCAAGGGCCAACAAGCGAAUCCUCCUACAAGGAAAUACUCGGAAGAAAGACCGAAAUAUGUUAAUCGGGCACCGUCGAGCACUUCUAUAGUCAGUAUCGCUUCCAGCACCGAUACGAGACCUCAGCCACCUCCACGACCCGCACUUCCCCCACGACUUCCAUCCCGCAAGCCUUCGAUCGAACACAGAGAACAUGUCGCAGAUGCACCUGUCAGAAAACUUCCUCCCAUGCCAUCGCUUGACUCAAUUGAAAGAGCCAAACGAGCUGCCUUCUCGCAAGGUUCCCCAACCGAGCAGGACACUACACAGCAUAUACAGCAGUCACCAUCGACAAUAAUAUCCAAGAAAGACCACAUACCGGCCUCCUUUCGAAAUCAUAUACCUGUCAUUGGCAAGGAACAGCUCCCCACCCCUGUUCGUGAGAAGAUCGCACCAAGAAUUCCUCUGCCUUCAAAGACCCAAUUAGAUCACAUCUCGUCAUCCGCAAGAGAAUCCUUCAACAAACAUGCUCCCAUGGUCAAAGAGACGGUUACCAACCAUGUCACCCAGAACCACGCACCGCCUCCUAUCCCGAUGUCCUCUCGACCAGAUCUUUCAGCAAUACAAGCUACAAAACCUAAGUUUAGCACGAGUCCGACCUUGGUGAAUGGAAACGUAUCGUCCGUAGGCAAUGUAUGCCUUGUCUGCAGAGAUUUCUCAGCGCCUGAUCAACAAGCUGCCCUCUUCCCUCGUACUCAUGUCACAUCACUUCAGACAUUAGCUCAUUCACUGACUGCACCAUUUCCUUCCGACACGGACAAAGCUCGAGCACUAUUUACCUGGCUGCACCUUAAUAUUUCCUAUGAUGUUGUGAGCUUCUUCAACAAUAAUGUCCGGGGUUCGACACCUCAGUCAACACUACAGAGUGGUCUUGCGGUGUGCGAGGGCUAUGCGGCUCUGUUCACGAAUCUGGCGACGUAUGCAGGACUGGAGUCGGUUGUCAUCUCUGGGCAUGGAAAAGGUUAUGGGUUUGAUGCUCUGGCUCCUGGUGCCCCACUUCCACCUUAUAAUGCCGGUCACGCGUGGAAUGCCGUCAGAAUUGACCACGGAGAGUGGAAGUUGAUUGAUGCUUGUUGGGGUGCUGGUUAUGUUCAGGGAGCUGGGCAGCCAUACAUUCAAAAAUUCAACCCGGAUUAUUUCUCUAUGACGAACGAGCAAUUUGGUGUGAAGCAUUUCCCCGGCAACAAAGAUCAUUUCUUCUUGCCUGGCGGCCGACGCAUGAGCUGGGAAGAAUACAUUGUUAUCGACCCUGCUUGCUGGCCUGACAUGGUGGAAGGCCCCACGGUGUUCACUAAUGCCAAGGAAGACUAUUCAAUUGGGGAGAAGACUGUCUAUCCUCGAGCAAGGAAGAUCAACGUCAGACAAUCUGGCUCAGUGCGUUUCCAAUUUGGACUUCUAUGCCCGCAUUGGACGCUCGAGCACCACACCCGAAAGGGCUUACCACCAGUCUUUAUCGUUGCGAUCCAUGGAGUCGAUGGUCGGAACAAAGACCAUGUUCCUAUGGAUCUUCAUCCAGGACCUUCGGGCCAAGGCGGAAAUAUCUGGAGUCUCGAUAUCCCUGCCCAGCAACUGGGAGCUCCAGGUCAAACCGUGACGCUCUUCGCUGUGACGUCAUUCGGCGAUAGACAAGAUGCCCGGGGUCUCACGGUCCGGGAAUUCAAAGAAGGGAAAGGAAGAGUCGGGAUGGGAUUUGUCGGCGUUGCUGCUUGGGACUUGGUAUGA